GCCAAGCCAUCAAUAUUUGCCCAACAAAGGAGAUUACAACAUCCAGUGGACAGAUUAGGUCGCCUAAUUAUCCAAGGAAAUACUGUUCAAACACUGAUUGUACCCUCACGAUCAAACAACCCUUGGACACAAACUUUACUUUCACUUUCACCAAGCUCGAUAUUGAGGGCGAUAUUGAAGACGGUAGGUAACGUAAUUUAUGUUACACUUUAUGGCAUGUCCAUAUCUGCGCAGCUAAUUGGGAAAUUCCCACGAAUGAGAUUUGCAUGUAAUUGUUAAUGCUGAUAAAAUCAUUGGGCAUAUAUUACCCAAGGACAAAUUGAUUAAUUUUGAUUAAAUUUGAAUGAAGAUUGGAUGAGAAAUUAGCAAAUGUUUGCCAGGCCUAGUAAACUAUGCACUGUACAUAACCUGACGGAGUUAUGCAGUGUCUGAGUGCACUCUAGUUUACAUAUUAUUAUUAAUUAAUUAAUAAAUACAAUAUCCAUUCACUUACUUUACAGAAUUCAAUUGUCAUGAUUACCUCAUUAUAUCUGGAGGUUCAUCAAAAAAAUUCUGUGGGACCACCACUCCGGCACCAUUUGUACCUGGCCUGAAUGUCGUCACACUGAAAAUGGUAACAGAUCGUAGUAUUGAACAAAUCGGUUUUGAUCUUAGCUUCACCACCGUCCAGAGUAAGCAAUAUUUUCG
Messenger RNA from Paramuricea clavata, 687 nucleotides. NCBI's taxonomy places the organism in Eukaryota, Metazoa, Cnidaria, Anthozoa, Malacalcyonacea, Plexauridae. The record is from the annotation of a GenBank genome assembly.